Molecule: messenger RNA, 1759 nt
Organism: Aphanomyces invadans
Lineage: Eukaryota; Oomycota; Saprolegniomycetes; Saprolegniales; Verrucalvaceae
Exons: 7
Coding region: 31-1623 (530 amino acids)
Source: RefSeq, a predicted model, not a curated record
UGGAUCGCCGCGCUCGUCGCCGCGGUCUGCAUGCACGUAUCGUCCGGCCAAGACACGGCUGUCGCUUCGUCUGCAGCGUUUGGCGAUCUCGAAGCCAUGUCGUUUGCCCCGCCCACACCGUCCGAGCAACAGAAGAACCAAAUGGAUGUGCUUGUCAUCGUCGGCAAGGUGACCGCAACGUCGGCCCGGGUGUUGUACGAGCCGCUCGUAAGCGACGAGUCGUCGAUCACAGUAUCGUUGGUGCUGCAAAAGAGCGCCCAGGAUCAUGUUCUCGUCAAGGCAUUCACCCAUCUCCAGCACCAAUCGUUCCCGUACGUCGCUGCCUAUGACGACCUCGUGCCCAAUUCGGUCUACUUUGUCCACGUUCAAGUGGGCUCAGCGCCAUCCGCCGUCUACACCGCGGUUGGCCGCUUUCGCACGCCGCCACGCUCCAUCGCCAGUGAGAAAUUGAUGCUGCUAACGUUCUCGUGUGACCGCUUCGUCGACGAUGCCGACGAUAGCCACUGGCUUUCCUUGGCUGAGGAGGUACGCGACCCUGCAUACUAUGGCUCCGUGCACAUGGGAGACCAAAUUUACGCCGACAGCAUCCUCCGCACGCUCCAAGACGCCACGUACGACGUCAUCGUGAACGCAUUCCGAGCGAUGUAUCGGCGUGGCUUCGGGCGGCUGCUCGCUCAGCGAGUCCUUCGCCAUGGCGCGCACUAUAUGCAAAUGGACGACCACGAUGUGAUCAACAACUGGAGCCGCGACACGUGGAUCAAGCACAACGUGUUUGUCCGGGCUGGGCUCCAGGUGUUCUACGAGUACCAGUACCAGUUGCUUCAAGAUUGGUCGGACCUGCCGUCGUGCCGAUCGGCGACCAAGGAAGAGCUGUACAGGCCAAUGCACCAUCAGGUCUCGCUGGGUGCCAACGAGCUGCAGCUCGUCUUUGCCGACACCCGGCUCGAGCGCGGGCUCAUCCUCUCGCCCAAGGAACUCAUGAGCAAGACACAGUUGAAAUACCUGCAAGACGCCUGGUCAACCAACGCGACCCAGGCGGUUCUGUUCACGCCGGUCCCGCUUUUCUUUCACACGCAGUCCAGCGCUGCGUUUGCCGAAUAUGUCGACGGCGACUUGUACCCAGGACACAAGCACUUUACGUCCACCGUCCAAGCAUUGUGGGACCAGCUCCCGUCGACGGCGCUCCAGUUGGUUGCAGGAGACCUCCACAUGGGCCACCAGUCCACGAUAUCCGACUCAACCAAGCGUGUUCCCCAGCUCAUUGCAAGCGGAAUGACCAAGGACUCCACGGCCAUGGCCGAUCGUCGACUCGUGCUGUUUUACUAUGUCAUCACGCAGUGGGCGCAAAAGGUAGCAUGUGCGUGGUCAAAGAUGGCUGUCGCGGGAGGCCAGUCCGAGGGAUACUGCAUGCAGUCGGCGCCGCCCCACUACGGCCAGAACUAUGGAAAACUGACGUGGGAUCGCGGCGAGUGGACGGCCGAGAUUGUGACCAAGCCGUACGACGAUGUCCCCGAAACGAUGCUCCAGGCUCUCUUGACGUGGGCAUUGGGUUUUCGGGCAGUGACGUCGGUAAUGGUCAUCGUGGUGCUGCGGUCGGCGUUUGGGUCGUUCUGGGGGCUCUAGCGCCAUACGCAUCGAUAGCCUGCUGAGUGUGAAGGCCAUGGGUCCAUCGAACGCGGUGGCAUCUCACAACAAGAACAGGUUGCUCCAUACACAACUUUAAAUGUUAUGAACACGGUCUGUGGGUGGAGUGUGGCAA